Molecule: messenger RNA, 4540 nt
Organism: Amphibalanus amphitrite
Lineage: Eukaryota; Metazoa; Arthropoda; Thecostraca; Balanomorpha; Balanidae
Product: nascent polypeptide-associated complex subunit alpha, muscle-specific form-like
Exons: 11
Coding region: 441-3842 (1133 amino acids)
Source: RefSeq, a predicted model, not a curated record
CGCACCGAGAUCGGAUCUGCUCCGAGACGGUCACGGCGCGGCUGGUGACAGCCGGUGACCCUGAGAGGCGUGUGACCGACCGACAGCGACAGCGCUCUCCGCCGGCGGAGCGGCCGAGCGGGCUAGUCGGCGACCGAGCGCCGCCGCCGCCCCAGCCGCGGGGCUUCCGCGGUCGGCGGCCGCCGCGCAUACCCGGCCGCCAUUAGCGAGUGCGUGCCGCCGGAGCUGAGAGCCCGGAGCAGUCGGCCGACGGGCGCCGCCCGCUCGGAGAGGAGGUGAUCGCCAGCCGGCGCGGUGUGGGCGCAGGUGUCGGACGGAGCGUGACAGUGGUGGGCCGGCGCUCAGACAGCUCCGCCGGAGCCGGAGCCGGAGCCGGAGCCGGAGCCGGAGCCGCAGCUCCAGUGCUGCCAGGGGAGCGGAGGUGAACGGAGCCAGUCGCCAUGGGAGCUGAGCAGAGCGCGGCCGCCGGCCACCAGCAGGCUGCAGCGUCAGCGGCCGCCGCCACUCAGGUGUCUCAACAGACGGCUGUGAAGGAAACACCGCCGGCGAAGCCGGGUACGCCGUCUCGCUUCGACGCGGUGCGCGCUCUUGAUGAGGACGAGAACUGGAGAGAACGCACCGAGGUGAUCACCAAGCACGACCACAACCUCAACAAACAGCUGGCCAGGGACAUCAUCGAGCAGAUCGUCGACAGCGCCGCCAGCACGCCCACCGAGAGCUCGUCUUCCGUGUCGUUCGCCACCGUCUCGUCUAACCCACCGGCUCCGGUGCUGCCCGGCACACUACCGGACGUGGUGCGUGUGGCCGCAGCCUCACCGCGAGACGACACCGACUCCGGCGACUCCUCGGAGUACGAGUCGGCCUCGGAGCAGGAGGACGCGCCGGCGGCUCCGUCGACGCUGCGCUCGGAGACGUCUCUGCUGGCCGACGAGCUGCUCGGCCUGAGUCUGCAGACCCCACUCAAACCGGGCGCACCGCCGCGUCCCCAGUCUUCCUCCGAGCAGAAGCCGCAGCAGCAGUGGACGUUAGACGACCUGCCGCCGCCGUCCCCGCUGCAGGAGCUGAUUGCCGAGACUGACGCGCUGCAGGUGUCCUCUGCGGCGCCCCGGUCGGGUGAGACAGGGGAGCGCGCCGCGCCGGUGGUAGAGACAGAGGAGGCUGCGGCUGAGGGAGCGACGGGAGAGAAGGGAGAGAGUGAAACGGAACCUCCAGCUCUUCCGGAGCCGGCUGUUGUGACAGAAGAGUGCACUCCGAGCACAGAAGAGCACACUCCGAGCACGGAAGAGUGUAUUCCGGCUCCGGUAGAGCCCUCUGUGGCCCAGGAGACGCUCCCCGCUCCAGAGGAGCCAGCGCCGGUCGCUGAGGAACCGACCCCCGCUGUUGCACCGACCCCGGCUGUUGAGUCGGUCACCGUUCAGGAGGAACCCGCUCCCACUCCACAGGAGGAGCCUGCUGCUACUGACGCCGAACAGCCGCCGGCACAGCCCGAGUGCGACGCAGAGCCUGCCUCGACUGAGGUCAGAGCUGACUCACCACCGAUCAGGGCUGCUUCUCCGCCGAUCAGGGCUGCUUCUCCACCAAUCAGGGCUGCUUCUCCACCAAUCAGAAGUGCUUCUCCACCAAUCAGAAGCGCUUCUCCGCCCAUUAAAGCUACUACUCCACCAACAAGGAGCGACUCGCCACCCAUCAGAAGUGCUUCCCCGCCUAUCAGAGCCGCUUCUCCGCCAAUAAGGAGCGCCUCUCCACCUAUCCGCUCGGGCUCGCCGCCUAUCCGCUCGGCCUCUCCGCCCAUCCGCUCGGGCUCUCCCCCCAUCCGCUCGGGCUCUCCGCCUAUCCGCUCGGGCUCGCCGCCUAUCCGCGCGGGCUCGCCGCCUAUCCGCUCGGGCUCACCGCCUAUCCGCUCGGGCUCGCCGCCGAUCCGGCCGGCCGGCGCCAUGACUCAGACCGGUGAUGAGGACGAGCCAAUUCCGCCCAAGGUCGGAUACAACCUGGACUUCCUCGACGACCCCAACUUCAACCCGUUCACUACCGGCUCGGGCAUCAAGCUCAGCCCGCCGCCGUCACCCAAGGCGAGCCUGCCGCCGCUGAAGGCUGCCAAGACCAAGAAGCAGCGCGAGGCGGCGCCGGCUGACCCGGCUCCUGCGGAGACCAAUGGUGUGGGCAGCUCAGACGGGGGCUCGGCAGAGCCUGCCAACGCUCCGGAACAGACUGAGGAGCCGGUCAAACCGCCCGCCAAGAAACCCGUGGUGAAGAAGCCGGUGCGGCCGGUGAGGAGACCUCUAAAGAAGAAGGUGGUGGAGCCGCCCCCGGAGCCGACUCCGGCUCCGUCCGAGGAGAACGGCCGAGCGGACAGUCCGCCGCUGGCGCCGCCCUCAAAGGGCUACAACCUCGACUUCCUGGAUAAUUGCGACGACCCCAACUUCAACCCGUUCGCCACAAAGUCGGCGGUGGCUAACUCUCCCACCGGCUCGCCGACCGCCGCCAGAAAGGUGGCCAACUCCCCGCCGCUGCCUGCCCGAUCGGCGGCCAAACAGUCGCCGGUCAAACCGGCCGCCAAGGCCGCUCCGCCGCCCGAACCGGAGCCGGAGCCGGAGGAGCCUGAGCCGCAGCCGGAGCCCGCAGAGGAGCCUCAGCCUGAGGAGGCCGCAGAGGAGCCUGCCGCGGAGCCGGAGGAACCAAUGGAUGUGAAGACGGAGCGACCAGAUCCGUUGGGUGGUGGGGACGCGUCUACUUCAGUCCGCUCUGAGGCCAGCCGAACAGCACUGCUGGACACAGCGCCUCUGGACUUUGGUGAAGUAACUGGUAGUACCAUCAACGACCAAGAGAUGGCGUCGGCUACCAACGACCAGUUUGUGGAGGCCACCAACUUUUUCCAAGACCCGUCGGCGCUGGACCGUCUGGCAGAGCACAGGGACGGACGGCUGGCUCCCAACAUCGCGCGGAACUCGCUCUACGUCAAGUUUGACCCCUUGCUCGGCCGGCCGAGCGUUCUGCCCGAGAUCCAGCGUCUCACAGAACGUGCGGAGGAGUCGGCUUCGGGCGUGCCGCGGCAGCUCACCUCGGUCAAAUCGGACCUGAUCGCCUUCUCACCGAAGAAGGAGGACGAGCAGGUGCCGACACCGCCGCCGGUGGCCGCCCCGGCCGCCCCCGCCCCCGCCCCCGCCGCCGCCUCGGCCGUGCCGGCGGACCUCAGCGCUUCCCAGCCGCCCACCCCCACGGACGGCAGCGUGGCCGAGCUGCUGAAGAAACAGGAGCUCUACUUCCAGGAUCAGCUGCUGAAACGUGACCGGGAGAUGACGGCGAUGAAGAACGCCAAUGCCAAGCUGAUCCAGCAGGCCUCCAGCAACAAAACGGAAAAGGUUCUGGAGCGGGUCGCCCACCUGGUGGCGUCACUGACCAACGAGAACGGCCGUCUGCGACACGAGCUGAACACUGACCGCGCGCGGCUGGUGGCGGAGCGGGAUGAGGCGCGACAGGAGGUGGCAAACGCAGAGGCCAUGUUCGCCGAUCUGCACAGGAAGUACGAAAAGAGCAAGGCCGUGCUGCAGGAGCACCGGCGGUGCGCCGAUCAGAACCAGGCGGCCUUCCGGGACGCCAAGGAGAGAGCCGAGCGGGAGAAGCAGCGCUUCGACAUGCUGCGGCAACACUCUGAGGAUGCCCAUGCCAGGCUCGAGGCGGAUUACGAGGCGGCAGAGAAGGCACACCAGACCGAACUGCUGACGCUCAAAGCCAAACUGCAGCUGGCGGAGAAUCGCGAGGCAAAGCUGGAGCGCGAGAAUCGCGAAAUUACCGCCAUCUGCGACGAGCUCAUACAGAAGAUGGGCGCCGGCGCCGCGCGCUGACCGCCCCUGCUGCAAGACUCGGUGGCGUCACCUGGGCAAACAGAACCUCCAACGUCGGCCGCUAGAUGGCACGGCCGGCGUGAAGUGCCUCGUCGAGACUGGGAUGACCGACGCGGCCGUAGUGUGAAAUGACGUGACAGAUAUAAAUGAGAAGCCGACUCUUUGGUUACAAAAUCUGGACCUGAUUUUGGCUAAGAAAGCUGAAAUAAUGUGGCAUGUGACUAAUCCUCGAGCUAAGUCUGCAACUAACGGCCGUAUCGGGCGGUGGGUGAGUGGCUGAACAGUGACAGACGGACGGAGCGCGCCGGCGCUCUGCAGUGUGAGUGGGUCGGUCUGGCGGCGCCGUGCCGGCAGCGCGGCGGUCCUGUGAUACAGCGGCCGCGCCCGGGGCUGCCGGGGACAUUCCCGACUCUCCGCCGCCGACGGACGGGACGGGACAGACCAGUGCGUGCUGCGGCCGGGACGGCAGCGUCCCGAGACACGGUCAUGUGUCGACUCUGCGACCUCCUUUGUUGGAGCUGUCGAUACGAGUCGCCAGCUGUGACCGUCAUGGAUCGCCUCAGUGUAGUAAUUCGCUCAUGGUGUAACACUAAUCGCUUGAAAUGUUCAUAUACUAUUCGUCUUCUGGAGUCGUUGCACAAACUUUGUGCGAAGGAUGACUUAUUUUUCCUGUUAUUGAAUACAUGAAAUUUUGUCCA